This is a messenger RNA of Pecten maximus, 3503 nucleotides long. Its product is annotated as protein ANTAGONIST OF LIKE HETEROCHROMATIN PROTEIN 1-like. NCBI's taxonomy places the organism in Eukaryota, Metazoa, Mollusca, Bivalvia, Pectinida, Pectinidae. The coding region runs from base 784 to 1689 and encodes 301 amino acids. The record is from RefSeq and is a predicted model, not a curated record. The transcript has 2 exons.
GGGUGCGUUGCAAGUCGCUCAGCCGAUUUUCUAGCGCUUAAGUCACUUCUACAACGGUUCUAAGUGCUUGACAUCAAACAAUCAUGGCUGACUUUUCACCGUUGAACUUAAUGCUUAUAAACGAAAUAGCAGAAAGUGACGAUACUUCAAAUGUUCUUGUAGAAGAACUGAGUAAAAACAGAAGACUUUUGGAUAUCAUUGCCGUAAAGCAUAUUUUUAAGGAAACACACGCCUGUGUUGUUGAUUAUGCCUCCGAAAUUGUCCCAAAGUAUAGCGAAGGAGACUUUCGAAUGCAUUUCCGUAUGAGUCGCAGUACUCUAUCAGUGAGUUUGUCUCAAAAACUUCCAUAUUUAACGAUAAAAUCUGAAAAUCAAAAUAUUGACUUGGAUAAUCUUUAAAUGCAAACAGUCAUUGACAUUGUACAUUUCCAUCCUAGGUUCCCCAUUAAAUUUGCUCUUCGUUGAAUAGGGUCUACACUGGGUUAUCUCGCGCAAAUGCCAGAAUUGUGAACGUUAACUAAUUAACUUUCAUGAAUGAGUAAACAUCGACCAAUGAAAACGCGUGUUAUCGCCUUAACGGUAAUAACGUCACUGUAGUAAAAGUGACGUUAGCUCUGUUUACAUUGGCAACCAAAGUAUCGUUUUUUUUAUGAGACUUUAUUAUCCGAUUUCAACGCUAGAGCAAUACACUGGGGAACUAUUCCUACGUAGACUUUCUUUUAAUUUUUAACAUUGCGUUUCAUUUUCGUUAUUGCCGUUGAUUGUUACGCCCUUUUCUGGUGCAAUGACUAUUAUAUUUCAGAAACUCAUUGAUGAAAUUGGUCCUAUAUUGAGCGGCUGUAACAAGGUUAGCCUGGAAACAAAGAUCUUGUCAAGUGUGUGGGUAUUGUCCAACCAAGAAUCAUUUCGGGGUAUCGCAGAUCGAUUUGGAUUAGAAAAGGGACAACUGCAUAGGAUUUUUAUUGAAUUUUGUGAGAGUGUUUCUAGCAUAAAUGAGAAGUAUAUCACAUGGCCAAGUGCUCCACGUGCAGAAGUUAUAAUGAAAUCAUUUGAAGAGACAUCAUCAAUCCCAAAUGUUAUUGGAUGCAUUGAUGGUAGUUACAUCAACUUGUCUGGUCAAGCAACAGAAUGCAGAGCCAGUUACAUCAAUAGAAAGGGAAAUUCCUCUAUGCAGCUCCAGGCAGUGUGCGACCAUGAAAUGAAGUUCAUUGAUGUCUACACAGGUUGGCCUGGAUCAGUGCACGAUUCUAGAGUCUUCAAAGCAAGUCCUUUGUUCAAUUAUUUGGAACAAAAUGGUAUUGUAAAUGAUGGUCACAUCCUUGGUGACUCCGCAUACCCAUUACAAAAUUAUCUUUUGACUCCAUAUAGAGACAAUGGUCAUUUAAACAAUUAUCAAAAGAGAUACAAUUUUCUGCAAAGUUCUUGCAGAUCUGUGAUUGAGAGGACAUUUGCACUUCUGAAAGGAAAAUUUAGAAGAUUAAAAUAUCUAGACAUGCACAAAAUUGAAAAGGUGCCAGAUGUUAUAAUGGCUGCAUGUGUUCUCCACAAUUUUAUCCGUGAACAUGAAUCCUCAUGUGAAGUCGAGAGCGAUCCAGAAGAUUCUGAUAUGUCAUUUAAUGACCCAUGCAACUCUCAGGGACAGAAUGAAAAAAGUUGCACAAAGAGGGACAGAAUUGCAAAUUUGCUAUAGUUGUGUACUAUAUCAGUACACAGUCUGCACAUGUUCAUUUAAACAUUGUGUAUAUCUGUUAUGAAUUAUUAUGGGAAAAUGUAUGUGGUAAGUGUACAGUACCUGUACCUAUUUCUCAUUUCAUGCUUCUGAUUAUUAGUAAUAAUGACUGUCCAUAACUAUAAAUUCACAUCCUUGUCAGUUUGAAUUGCGAAUACAUAAUUUCAGGAAUGAGAUUGUUAAGUGUAUGAUAACUAUAAAAAUUGCAUAUUCACAAUAAAAUGUGUUACUAUUAAAUGAGGUAAAAAAAUCAAUUUGCAGCAUUGUGUUAUUGAAAAUAGUACAAUAAAUUCAUAACACUAAAGUAGAUGAAAUGGUCUAAAACACUGCAUUGGGAACAGAGAGUUUGUAAUUCGUCCAAUUUAAUCAAAUGGGAGUGGUUGGAGAAGCAUGCAUAUCAACUAGCCAAAAUAAUAAUAACAACUUCUCCUUGGAACAACAAUAUUUAAUAACAAUGAAAUAAAAUAUAAUAUAAAAAUAAAAAAUAUGAAAUUUUCAACAUAACCAUGAAAUGUCUAUUACAAUUGUUUUAUAACAUAUCUCCAUACCUUGGAAAAUAAAUAAAAAGAACAUACAUCAAAUUGCAAAGUUGUUGAGUGUUUUUUUUAUAUUGCAAAAUGUUAAUAUUGAUUGAUACAUAAGAUACUCAUAUUUUAUACAUAAGAAGCUGCAACCUGCAGUAUGGUCAGAUUUGCACAACAACCUUAUAAGCACCGAUGAUGUUGACCAAAUGAAUUAAACAUCCUAACCUUGCGUUAGAAGAUUAUAGAGUUGUUUUCUCCCUUAUAUAUCAUAUUAUGGCUGUACUGGGAAACAAAUUUGCGCCAUGUAAUUUUGACAUCAUAAUGGAAAUUAGAAUUACAUCAUCACAAUGACAUAGUGCCAAAUCAUCUCAAAAGCACUUCCUGUAGCCAUGAUAAACAAUGGAGAUAAUAACACUGUCAGGACUUGCACACCUGCAACAUUUGGUUACUGUAGGUCAGUAUCAUUAAGAAUAUACAGCAAUAACAUAUCCACAGUUGUCAGCUGACAGCCAUAGAAAUUAAACAUCAUGUAAAUAUAUUGACAAGAGAAGUUAUUUGUUAAGACUCAUAUUUUAUUUGACUAGAUAUAUUGCAUGUUUUUGAACAGAAGUGAACUUUCAAAACUGAAACAAAGUUCUGUUUAAAUCUAUAAUGCUAGAUUGGUCUAUCUCAUUCUUAAAAUCUUUGAUAUUUUAUUAUACAUUGUAAUAUCAUAUGGACGCAGAAAACUUAACAGGUGCCUCGCUACAUGUUUAUAAGAUAUUUAUUAAGGAUGAGUGUAAUAUCAGUUUAUAUCAAUCAAGUUAGGUAAUUUUCAAAACAAUGCACAAGCUUUAGCCAGUGUUUUUUCUCCCAAAGAAUUACCUAACAAGAUAUGAUAUAAACUGAUCCAAUUCAUUUAAUAUUAGAUUCAUCUCAAACCAAAACCAUCUUGCCUGCACAAUUUAAGUAUGCCUUUCCAACAGCAAUCAAAUUUUGUACACAAAAAAACUACUGUGACUCACAAAAAAGGUGAAGGUCAAUUGACAUACCAUGUGUGAUAUAUUUGCACACACAUUUAUACCACUGAGUGGCACUCCCAGCCAAAUAUCAAUAAAAACACAAUCACUCUAGUUGCAUAACCUAUAGCAGUUUUGAGAUAAAAAUACACAUCUAAAUUGAGGGCAGAGUAAAGGAAGUUCCACUGAACUUCUUUGAUUAUUGUAAGUAAUUGCAUUGCAAAAUAAAACUCAAUCAAAUUUUAUAAGUUCA